This is a messenger RNA of Elgaria multicarinata webbii, 1636 nucleotides long. It is a transcript of the gene MNS1, whose product is annotated as meiosis specific nuclear structural 1. Lineage: Eukaryota; Metazoa; Chordata; Lepidosauria; Squamata; Anguidae. The transcript is spliced from 10 exons. Gene Ontology annotation, biological process: cilium organization. The record is from RefSeq and is a predicted model, not a curated record. Gene Ontology annotation, cellular component: motile cilium. The coding region runs from base 84 to 1592 and encodes 502 amino acids.
GCUAAGGCAACGGUGCGCUUGAGCGGGAACCGGCAGGAGGCGGAGGCCCGGAGACCUCGGGAGAGGCGCUGCCCGAGCCGGAGAUGGCGAUGACACAGAAGAGCAAUCGGCCGCGGCUGACGGCAGCACAGCAGCUGGACCGAAAGCAACAUGAGGCCUACUUCCAAGAAAUGAAAGAGUUGGAGCAUGAGAAGAAGGUGCAGCGCGUCCACCAACUAGAAGUGAUGUGGGAGGCUGAGGAUCGCGUUGAGCAGAAGCGUGUCACACGGAUGCUCAAGGAGGAGGAGCAUGAGCAGCGCAUGGAAGAAGCCAUCCAGAGGGCAGAAGAGAAUAAAAGGCUGAGAGAACUGGAGUUGCAACAGGAAGAAAAACUGGCAGCUGAGUUAGCAAGAUUAAACCAUGACAAAGUUAAAGAUGAAAAGAUGAGGCAGCAAAUAAGAGAGAACAGUAUUGAACUUCGGGACCUGGAGAGGAAGCUGAAGUCUGCAUAUAUGAAUAAAGAGAGGGCUGCCCAGAUCGCUGAGAAAAAAGCUCUAAAAUAUGAAAAAAUGAAAGGUGAUGCAGAGAUAUACAAAGCCAUGAAGGAAGAGCAGGAAAGAGCGGUAGAGGAAGAGAGUGCUGCUGGAGCGAGGCGGAAUCAGGAGGCGCUGCUCUAUCAGCGAGAACUGGAGAAACAGCUUGAGGAACGAGAGAGACGGAAGCAGGCAGCCUAUGAGGAGUUCCUAAGAGAGAAACUCUUGAUUGAUGAAAUCGUGAGAAAGAUCUACGACGAAGAUGAAAAGGCAAAACAAGAAAGGCUAGAGAAAAAGAGAGCAACUCAGAGAUUCAUCGAAGAAUUCAAAAAGGAUCAAGUUAUACGGAAGAGACGGCAGCGUGAAGAGAUGGAAGAGGAAAACCGAAAACUAAUGGAAUUUGCCAACAUGUGGCAGGAAAGAGAAGAUGACAGGAUGGCAAAAGUCCACGAAGUCGAGGAGAAAAAACGAAACCUCCAGCAAACGCUUGCAGAGGCUCUGGAAAGAGAGCAGCAGGAGCGAGAAGAACUCGAGCAGAUCCGAGCAGAGCUGUAUUUUGAAGAACAAGCAGAGGCAGAGAGAAAGAAGGAGAUGGAGGAGAUGGAGAAGAAAAUUAGGCAGCGCUUAGAGUUGCGAAAAUCGUAUGAAGAACAAUUGGCCAUGCGGGAGGUGCUGCUGCAGGCGAUGAAGGAAGAGGAAGCUGCCUUUCGCCAAACGAUGCUCGCCAAGUUUGCAGAGGAUGAUCGCAUUGAGCAGAUGAACGCUCAGAAACGAAGAAUGAAGCAGCUGGAGCACAGGAGGGAAGUACAGAAGCUCAUCGAAGACCGGCGCAAGCAGUUCCUCGCAGACAAGGAACGUGAACUUGAAGAAAGACAGCUGGAGGAAAGAAGGAAAGGAAUCGUUAAUGACAUCAUUGAGGAAGAGCGACAGAAACUCCUUAAAGAACAUGCGGUUAAACUAUUGGGAUAUCUCCCCAGAGGAAUCCUUAAAGAUGAGCAAGAUGUGAAUAUGCUUGGAGAAGAGUUCCGGCAAGCUUUUCAGAAGAGAAAAGGGAAUGAUGGACUUUCAGGAGACAACUGAGAUUUGAUUUUGCUUCAGGAUGUACUGCAAGAGGUAGCCUGGUG